Messenger RNA from Gamsiella multidivaricata, 978 nucleotides. RefSeq lists its product as uncharacterized. NCBI's taxonomy places the organism in Eukaryota, Fungi, Mortierellomycota, Mortierellomycetes, Mortierellales, Mortierellaceae. The transcript has 3 exons. The coding region runs from base 224 to 760 and encodes 178 amino acids. The record is from RefSeq and is a predicted model, not a curated record.
UCUAAGGCAUCGGAUGGAGUUGGUCGAGAUCUUUCGCUACCUCAAGAGGACCGAUGUGAAGGUCACAGCUGGCAAUUUUCACCAGUUCGUACACCGCCCCGUCUAUAGGAAGUCGAUCGCGCAGUGGGACAAGGACUUUGACAAGAUUCGGUUUGAUGUGGCGCAUGGUCGAGGCGACAAAUGCAUACUCUCCAGCAAUCCAGUCGACUUGAUACGACACAUAAUGGACAAGACUGUCCUUGGGUGGCUACUAGAGGUUCGGAAGAGCAACGGCGUUGUCAGUGGUCUACAGCUCCAAGUCGCAGCCGAUUCCGUUCUUCACAUUCUUGCGGACGACAUUGCGGACGAUAUUGGUGACUUCAAUGAUAUCCCUCAUGGUCGCACCAUCUCUUUUACGACAUCGUGGCGUUCGAGGAUGACGCAGGAGUACGGUGUCGCCUACUGCAGUCUCAGAGGAGAAGCGGGAUCUGUCGACAAAGAUGCCAUCGCAGAAAGGAUGAACGAGAUCCGCAACAUAUGCGCUGACUUUAAGCCCGAUGCAACAGGAUUACCACUCGGUUACCAAGCUGCACGGGAGCUCUCCACUCACUCGUACACUACGGCGGAGUUUAAGAGUGGUGCCAAACCAGAGCGGGGGAAAUCUCGCGUGUCGAUUCUCUUCUGUGUCAACGCCUCUGGAUCUUCGCUUGACCGUGCAGACGUAACGGCUUUGAGGCCGCAAGUUCUUGCACCUUGCUCGAGGUAUCCGACCAUUGCCUGAGGUCCCUAUUGCCUCGAUGAGACAUGAAAAGGGAUACAUGACCCUGGAUCUUUUCAAGCAAUGGCUUCAUUCGCUCGACGAGAGCCUCACCAACAAGAGUCUUCUGCUUAUCGACUCAUGUGGAGCACACGGCAAGUCUGGAGGCAAGGACCCACUUGCAGGAGAGAUAUGGAAGCAUCUUCGGGUUGAGCGCCUGCCACCCAAUUCGACAUCCGUUA